Messenger RNA from Schistocerca piceifrons (Central American locust), 792 nucleotides. It is a transcript of the gene TpnC25D, whose product is annotated as troponin C. The transcript has 6 exons. Gene Ontology annotation, molecular function: calcium ion binding; enzyme regulator activity. Bases 130 to 576 code for a protein of 148 amino acids. The record is from RefSeq and is a predicted model, not a curated record. Lineage: Eukaryota; Metazoa; Arthropoda; Insecta; Orthoptera; Acrididae.
UAGCUGCUUGGGGCGGCGCCUGCUAUAUAGGCCGCCCGCGACGCACCUCGCGUUCGCCAGUCUGCUCGCAACAGACACCGCCGAGGCUUCGCCGCCAAACACCACACCAGCGUCACCACACCAGCAGCCAUGGAGGACGAAGAGCAGAAGAUGCUGAUGUUGCGCAAGGCAUUCCAGAUGUUCGCCAAGUCGGGGACCAUCGAUACCAUCAAGAUCAGCACCAUCUUGAACACCAUGGGGCAGCUCUUCGAUGACGGAGACUUGCAGUCCAUCAUUGACGAAGUAGACACAGAGGGAUCAGGCAAGGUGAACUUUGACGGCUUCUGCAGGAUCGCCUCCCAUUUCCUGGAGGAGGAGGACUCGGAGGCCAUGCAAGAGGAGCUGAAGGAGGCUUUCAGGCUGUACGACAGGGAAGGAAACGGCUACAUCACGACGGGGACGCUGCGAGAAAUCCUGGCGGCGCUGGACGACAAGCUGGGACCAGAAGACCUGGACGGCAUCAUCGCCGAGAUUGAUACCGACGGCUCCGGCACCGUCGACUUCGACGAGUUCAUGGAGAUGAUGACGGGAGAAUAAGCCAGCAAAUGCGAGGGGUACGGCGCCCAGCGGUUUACUCACUACGAACACCAGGACCAAGUGCAACAGGACCACCUGCUGCGUCAUCGCCAAAGCCGCGAACCCUCCUGAAGGGCCACGGAGAAGCAGCAGUCAUCACACCUACGCAGCACUCGUCUCAGGCACUAUUGCUAACACUUAGCAACAGACAUUGUAAAUAAAUAAUUUCACCACUAA